GGAUUCCCUUUCCAGCCAAUCGCGCGUGAGCAACGGGAUUGCCCCUAACAAAUAUGGCGGGCGAGGCCUCGCUGAGGGCAGUCUGAUUUAACACCCAAACCCGGCGGCCAGCGAAGCCAGUGGUAGCGACGCGGCCCCGAGCAUGGAGGGCGGCAGCGCGGGCAGCGGCGGCAGCGACAGCAGCCCCAGCGGGAGUGGCGGGGCGCAGCAGAGGGAGCUGGAGCGCAUGGCUGAGGUCCUGGUCACCGGGGAGCAACUACGGCUCAGGUUGCAUGAGGAAAAGGUUAUUAAAGAUAGGCGACAUCAUCUCAAAACCUACCCAAACUGCUUCGUCGCCAAAGAACUGAUUGACUGGCUGAUUGAGCACAAAGAGGCUUCUGACCGAGAGACAGCAAUUAAACUCAUGCAGAAAUUAGCAGACCGCGGCAUCAUUCAUCAUGUGUGUGAUGAACACAAGGAAUUCAAGGAUGUCAAACUCUUCUACCGCUUUAGAAAGGAUGACGGCACCUUCCCAUUGGACAACGAAGUGAAGGCCUUCAUGAGAGGACAGAGGCUAUAUGAGAAGCUGAUGAGCCCUGAACACACACUCCUGCAGCCCCGGGAAGAGGAGGGAGUCAAGUAUGAGCGCACCUUCAUGGCAUCUGAAUUCCUGGAUUGGCUGGUUCAGGAAGGUGAGGCCACGACAAGGAAAGAGGCAGAGCAACUGUGCCACCGGCUUAUGGAGUAUGGCAUCAUACAGCAUGAUUCCACUCGUCCGCACCUUCUCCUGCUCUUCAGCAGAGUGUCCAACAAGCACCCAUUCGUGGACAGCAAUCUUCUCUACCAGUUCAGAAUGAACUUCCGGCGGAGGCGAAGACUCAUGGAGCUGCUCAAUGAAAAAUCCCCUUCCCAGGAAAUGCAUGACAGUCCCUUCUGCCUGAGGAAGCAGAGCCACGACAACCGGAAAUCUACCAGUUUUAUGUCAGUCAGCCCCAGCAAGGAGAUCAAGAUUGUGUCUGCCGUGAGGAGGAGCAGCAUGAGCAGCUGUGGCAGCAGUGGCUACUUUAGCAGCAGCCCCACCCUCAGCAGCAGCCCCCCUGUGCUCUGCAACCCCAAAUCUGUGUUAAAGAGGCCCGUCACUUCUGAGGAACUCCUGACUCCCGGAGCACCGUAUGCCAGGAAGACAUUCACAAUUGUUGGUGACGCUGUUGGCUGGGGCUUUGUGGUGCGAGGAAGCAAGCCAUGCCACAUCCAGGCCGUGGACCCCAGUGGCCCUGCGGCUGCAGCGGGAAUGAAGGUCUGUCAGUUUGUCGUCUCUGUCAAUGGGCUCAACGUGCUGCAUGUGGACUACCGGACUGUGAGCAAUCUGAUUCUGACGGGCCCACGGACCAUUGUCAUGGAAGUCAUGGAGGAGUUAGAGUGCUGAGCAGGUGGCCUUCCUGGCACUUCGAGUGGCUGUGGAUGAGCAAAGCCAAAACAACACAACGCAAUGCAGUGACAAGACUUCCAUGCACAUGGAUGGCUCUGGACAUACAAACCUUUUCUUCGUAUAGACACAUCUUGAUUUGAGUUUCAUACACUGUUUUGAAUGUGGAAGAACCGGGUAAUACAUCUUAAAAACAGCAACUUAUGUCAGUGUAGAAAAUAUUUGGGACAGAAUUUUCUUAAUGGAUAGAAUUGCUUUACUUGAUUUCUGUUGGUAGUUCUCAUUCACUGUUUCUUAUUUUGAUUUGCAGAAAGUUGUUGAAAUGUUUCUCUAGCCAAAACAGCAACUCGCUAAAAUCUCCUUCGUAGGAGUCAAUAGAGGAGUUUUUACAGGCUUUAAACUGUAUUCUCACCAAAAUGAACAUGGAACUGUUUAUUAGAGAACCUAGAUUUCACUGAGCUCCAAAUUAAAGCAACAGUUAAAGGAAUAGUACCUGUUAAUUAGCAUUUUGAAGGAGGAUCUAAAGCUUUCAAGAGCUUACAGCCAUAAAAAAAAAUGGCUUUUUUUUUUUCUGAAUUCCUGCCUUUAGUGUCAACUUUAACUCAACAUAUGUUUUCAACUACAGCAUUAGUUAAAAAGCAAAAACUCUGUGAUGAUAUGGGUGCCGUAGAUAGGGAGAUACUACUUAAACUUAUUUGCUCCAUUUUCUCUGUCUGAGCCAAAAUCAUUUGUUCUAUCAGCUAUAACAGCUUUCUGGAAUCAAGGCUGAAUGUGUUGAAUGUCAAAAACAGAGACAUUUGUAUAUACACAUAUACUUCAGAAUCAAGCCUCUGACAAGAUUUCACUUUGAGGGUGUCCCUUUUUUAAGUGAAGUGUUCUAGAACUUGGCCCAUAUGUGACAAAACUUGAAACUAAAUUGCCUUGCUGGCCUGAAUCUUUACUAGAUUUCUAGUAUAACAUGACUAAGGACAUGACAUGCUACUUAUUUGGCGGGAAUAUUUUUCACCAAAAGCAAGUCUUGUGUUGUAACUUUUCAGCUCGCUUGUAUAUAUGCAUGUUUCUUUUUUUUGGUGUAGAAAAGAAUGUAUUUUGGGGCUCGGUGUAUAGAGGAAAUUCCUCAAAGUGCCAAAUUAAGGAGCCAGGGAAUGCUGAAUUCUUCUUCAUUUCAUAUUAAUGCAUUCUGAACAAUGAGGUUACUUUCUUAUUCUGUAUUAACAAAAUAAAAUAUGAAUGAUGUACCUCAGCCAUUAUUUUGUGAUAGGGUAUCAUAAUGUAUUGGUACUGGUAGAAUCGACAUACCAUGUUAAAGAUGCUACAUGUAUAUGUUUCUGGCAGUCCAACUUUCCUGAUCUGUAGUUUUAGAGAAUAGGAUUUAGAAGUAAGAUAGAAUGGCUAACAUUAAUGCUGCCGAUCUACAUGUGGGAACUAUUGUCAUCUCCAUGCAUAUGAUCAUACGUGCGUUUAUACUGUAUGCCAAUCUCUGUGCUAUCGCUCUUAACAAAUAUAACCUCUUUUCAUCCUCAUCACAACCCUUCCAGACAGAUAUUAAUCAUCCUCACCUUGUGGUUGUGGAAACUAAGUAUGAGCAAGUUUAAAAAUGGUCUCUAAGUUCACCCAGCUGCAAAAACUGCUAAGUGAUAGUAGCCUGGAUUCAACAACAGGUUUAUUUCAUGUUAAAGCCCAUGUCACCACCCCCAGCCUUUCUCCCUGUAGGGACCUUUGUUGAAGGCUUACUCUGUUCCAGGUGCAGUGCUAAAAUUAUACAGUGCUAAUUCUUACUGACCUGUGAGGUCAAUGUCAUUACCCCCAUUUUACAACUGAGGAAACUGACUCAUAAAGAGGUUCAUCUUAUGCCCAAGGCCACACCACUAGUACGUAGGAGGCCUCACCAUUAGGCUUUAAAAAAUGUUUAUAACGUCGUUAAAGGAUGAGUCUUAAAUACUUUCUGUCCCUAGGUAUUCAUUAAUUGACAGGAGAAGGACCGCCUUUUGGAAACUGGCAUCUUUUUCUUGCCUGCUACUUGUACACGUCCUAAUGCCCCUCGUGUUGGCCCAGGCAUAGUAUCACUUCCCUUUGGCCAAUCUAAGCACCAGAGAAGGAAGUGUCUGGCUUUAUUUACUCCACACCUGUGAAAUUUAUUGGAUUUGGAGUGUCAUUCAAUGGGAAGGAAAGAAAGAAGGAAGGGAGGGAGGCAAUGAGGGAGGGAGGAGGGAAGGAACUGUUUUCUCCUUUGGCUCUCAUCACUCCCAGUUUAAAGGCCAAAUGCUAGAGAAGUCUACUUAAGGCUAAGAUGGCUUUACCUUAGCCUCCCUCCAGUCCACCUAUGACAUCCUCACGCUGUAAUUAAAGCGAAUGCUCCCUCCAGCCUUUGCACCUGCAGUUUCUCUUCCCUGGAAUAUCCUUCUUUGCCUGAAAAACUCCUCUCUCAUUGACUCUCCUUAGCUAUUGUCUCCUCUGAGAAACCUUUGCCAGCUCCCUAGAUCUGGGAUUAACGCCCCUUCUCUAAAUUCCCAUGGACCCUCGCGCAUCAAACUCCUGUAAUUCCAGCAUUUACUUUGAAAUUGUCCCAUUACAUGUCUGCCUCGCUAACUACACUCUAAGCUUCUGCAGAAAAGGCACUGUGUCUUGUUACCUAGGUAUUGCCUUCACCUAGACCAGUCCUGACACAGAGUAGUGUGUCCAUUGCUAUCCAUGUUAUCCAACGAACCACCCCCAAACAUGCCUUAUAGCACUAUUUAUUUGCUCAUGAUCUAUGGGUUAGCAUUUUGGGCAGAGCUCUGCUGGCAUGGCCCAGCCACUGCUCCAUGUGGUACCGGUUGGGUUUACACCAACAUUUGUAGUCAGUGAAGAGUUGAUGGGGGGCGGGAUGGCUGAUCUUGGAAGAUCAUGCAUAUGUCUCGCCGUUGGCUGGGGUGCCUCAGUUCCGCUCCAUGUGUCCUUCCCCACAUGAGAUCAAAGCGGGUGAGAAUGGAAACUGCCUGACCGUUAGUGGACUUGACUGGAAAUCACACAGCAUAGCAUUUGGUUAUUCAAAGCAAGUCACAAAGCUAGCCCAGAGUCAAGAGGCAGGGAAAUAACCUCUACCUUUUGAUGGAGGAGCUGCAAAGAAUUGGUGGCCAUUUUUUUCUCCACCAAGAGUAGGUACUUAUUCAUUAUUUUUUGAAUAAAGGACCAAGAAAUUGCCUAGUCAUUGAAAGACUUCAGCUAUCCAGAUGCAACUUACUGACCAACCUCUGGGUAGAAGUAUAAUAUUAAGUUGUAAAUGAAGCCCAGUGCCUAAUGAAAACUUCAAAGCCAGAAAAUGCUGACAUGGUAGUGCUAUAUGGAGCCGUGGAGAGCACAGUUUAGUCUUCCUGUCCCGUUAAUGAGGAAGUAGGUGUGGCAUCGUCAGGUGGCAUGUCCAAAAUCAAGAGGCUUGUUGGGUACAGCGCCUGGGCCAAAUACUGGUCUCCUGCCCCCCAAUCCUAUGUCCUUUCUAGUCUAGUGUUCUGCAGUGUAGGCUUUUAGCUUUGAGGUACUUAUAAAAUACAAAUGGUGCCAUGUAUCUGUGAAGGUGAGGGGUCUACAUUUUAGUUGACUCAUGUUGUUAAAUCAUAUCAUUAAAAAAAUAAGUAUUUUGUGUGAUGUGUUGACGGUAGAACUGCUUUAACAUUUAGAAACUCCAUCCUUAAAUGUAACACCAAGAAUUAUUCUCAAUUAACAGUGAGCAGUAUUUCUAAGAACUUUUAUUUUAGCGUAUGCAUGUGUGUGUGUGUGUGUGUGUGUGUGUGUGUAGCAGUGUUUUGCGUGUGAGGUUUUACUCAUUGAGAAUCCCUGAAAUGGUUUUCUUUGUUCCCAGAGAAAACACUUUUGAUAUGUCUGUUAAUUCUGUUGUAGAGAGAAAAUUGCGGUUGCCUUUUGGAUGAUUCUAUUGUCUGAUGUUUUAUCAUUAACCUCUGUUAAAUAAUAAUAUAAAUUGAUCAGGGGACUAGUUGAGAAAUGAUGGGUAACAUGAAGAAGAUACCCAUGUCUGAGUAGAUUAGAUGUGAUCAACUUCACACCAUCUUAAAGGAGAAUGUGUUGGAGUGGUAGCAAUGAAUAAUUUAAAAAUCAUUGCUUUCAGUUCAAAGUGAAAUCCCACAUUUUCAGAUACUCAUUCCUUUCAAAUAUGCUGUGAGAAUAAUCUACUUUCAAGGCCUAUUUUAAACUGGUGAUUCUACUGUUCUCUCAUGUUGAAUAUUAAUCCCAUUCAUUUUGUUUAUAAAUAAUCAGAAUAACUCUUUUCAGUUUUGCUGAUCGGUUAGAGUCUAUUGAUAUCAUUGACCAUGGUUUUACUCAUUUAAGGCAGAAUUUAAGGAAUAAUAUGUUUUUCCUCAGUUCAAUAGCAACAGGACAAAUCUGCAGUGUACCAAAAUGAAGAUCAUCAUCAAAGUUAGCUUAUGAUAUUGUCAAAUGCAUUAAUAUAUGUACUUAAUAUAUAUGCUUAUUUUUAAAUUAGACUGAAAUUUAUGUUCUCCCUUUAUUGAAAAUUACAGUAUAACACUUAAAAUUAUAAGGUGAAAAUAGCUAGUAUAGUAUGAAAUAAAUGUUAAUUUUUAAAAACAGUGACUUUAGGGUUUCACUUUUCCUGUCUUUUAGAACAAAUUAGCUAUUUUUUAUUCUAAGAAAGAGUUGCAUUAUAAAGCUGACAACACAUGGGACUCAUCUCCAAUUCUCUAAUGUAGCCAAAAGUGCCAUUCGUAAAACUACUUAGUGAUGGAUAUUUUCUGAAGCUCUUUUGCUUGAGGAAAAAAAAUGCAUUAAAAAGCUUUUUCUGUA
This is a messenger RNA of Myotis myotis, 6202 nucleotides long. It is a transcript of the gene DEPTOR, whose product is annotated as DEP domain containing MTOR interacting protein. Gene Ontology annotation, molecular function: protein binding. Bases 143 to 1405 code for a protein of 420 amino acids. Gene Ontology annotation, biological process: negative regulation of TOR signaling; intracellular signal transduction. The record is from RefSeq and is a predicted model, not a curated record. The transcript has 10 exons. Lineage: Eukaryota; Metazoa; Chordata; Mammalia; Chiroptera; Vespertilionidae.